CUUCAAGAAUGAGUCCAUCACAAGAUAGAAGUAGAAAUUCCUGCAGCAGUGAGCCUCUGGCGAAGUGCCUUCAAGCAAAGGAGGACUUGGAAACAGCUAUAUCUGGAAUUGUCAAAGCUGAGCAACAAAUUAAAGAGAACUGGCGGGAGGUGAAGGCGAAGAUUCACAGCCACAUCAGCCGCCACCUGGAAUGCCUGCGCAGCCGUGAAGUGUGGCUGUUUGAGCAGGUCGAUCUCAUUCAGCAGCUGAAAGAGGAGGCAUUGCAGCAGCAAGCCCAGCAGCUCUAUUGGUAUUUGGGGCAAUUCAAUUGCCUUAUCCAUCAGCUGGAACACUCCUAUAGUAACGAACUAGCAAACCAGAUUUCAGUUUGCCUGGAGAGACUGGGAAGUCUUACUCUUAAACCAGAGGAGUCUUCCAUCCUGAAUUUUGAGGCUGACACAUCUUACCUUCGCCAGGCUAUUACCUCAUUUGGUUCAAUUAAGACGAUGCAAACCUCAGAGAGAGAGAGUCCUUCUCCCUGGUUCCCAGGGCAGAAUUAUGCCCUAAUGAACUGUGAGCAGAAAACAUUGUGUGGGACAGUGAGCGCCUCACUUGCUGACUGGUUGCUUGGAAGCAGACCUGUGGGCGUUCGCCAGGCUCCGUAUGUUUCCAGCACCAAUCUUGAAGAACGGGUUACACAAAAAUAUGUGUCGGAGCCCAGCCAGGAUUUAAACUCUUCCAAUUUUGAGCAAGCCUGGGGAAAUCUGAAAGAUUUGGAAAACUGGCUGCUGCAGAAUCAACAGCAUGAUGUUGCUGGGAAGACAGACUCCCCUGGCCGCACAGACUCCGCCUCCACUUUCAACUCGUCCUUUUCCACUAUUGAAAAGGUGGAGGGAUUGGAAUCCCUCGGACAAGAAGAGAUGGACCUUUCUGACUGGCUGCUUGCUCCUGACACAGAGAAUGGAAGUAGUGCUUCAGAUGAGAAAUGGAAGUAUGAAUUCAAACCUUUUGGGGAAGAAUUUAAUUUGAAUGAUUGGCUCCUCAAAGCUGAAACAUGUACCAGCUGUCGCGGCAGCCAGAUCAAAAGUGUGGAAAUUGAGAACCUGGGAAAUCUGAAGUGCUUGAAUGAGCAUCUUGAUGGAAAGAAAUCACCCACUAUAUCUGCUGUGAAUGCUUGGCUUCUCCAGCAUCCCCCAGCCCCAUUUAAAGUGGAAGAUGUAUGCAAAGCUAAUGAGCUGUGUGCCAGCUUGUCAGAAUGCGUGUGUGAUGAAAAUUGUGGAAAAGAGGCUCUCUGUAAAUGGCUUCUGAAGAAAGAACGGAAGGAUAAAAAUGGAGUUCCAGUCAGCCAGAAAGAUGUGCCAAACCCUGAGCACGAGAAGAAUAAGUCUGAUGCCAAUACCUGGCUUAACCCCGCACAGCAGCUCACAGGGGAACCCGUUAGUGCGGAGAAAGUGGAUUAUUCAGCAGAGACCACAGAACCCUUCAAAGUAUUGCUCGAAAGGCCUCUGGCAAGCUGGCUAGCCAAGUCUGAGCACAAAGCAGAAAGCGCAGAAGAAAAGGCGAGUAGGGAAAAAGCAGAUACUAGUUUCAAGAGUCCUUUCCUAGACCUCUUGGCUCCAUUCCACCUCCCCUUGCAUGUAAACAGUUGGGUGUUGACUUCAAGCAACCUAGAAAACGCAAACCCACCUCCCGUGGAAGAUAAAUGGCUUCUACACAAGAAAGCACAAGACUUUGGCCUUCCUACCGUUUGUGACCUUUUUGCCUGUAUGAAACUCAAUGGAGAUGAAGAAAAAUGGCUAUAUCAGACCCCUCUACAGGUGGGAUGCACAGAAUGUAUUAGAACGGCUGAGCCUAAGCAUAACUUGGGGGUACAGAAUGCAGAUGCUGGCAGCUGA
This is a messenger RNA of Leptosomus discolor (cuckoo roller), 1874 nucleotides long. Lineage: Eukaryota; Metazoa; Chordata; Aves; Leptosomiformes; Leptosomidae. The record is from RefSeq and is a predicted model, not a curated record.